UUCAAAUUAGUUCUAACCCAACCUAAGAUAAUCCAUCAUUUUAACUUUUAAUCUCACUUUUGGAAAGUUAUAAGUUUUACUUUUAACUGUUUUCCAAGGGUUUUAAUCAAAAUUUCUCCUUUGUGAGUGCAAAAAGAAAUACAGAAAUGCAAUAACAAAGGACACGCUAACAUCAAAAUGUUGUUCAACUUACUUAAUGUUACCCAAGAACCCUUCUUUCCUCUUGUUUCGAAAGGAGAGUUUCGAAAAAAAAAUUAUUCUUUUCACCCCAAAACUUCUGUUCUUGUUAGUUGCCACAGUGAUUUAGACUUGAAAGCUCCCAUCUUUUCAUGUCUACGCUGACACUGAUAGUUGAUAUGUAUCACCGGGCUUGAUCAUGUCCUCUUUUGACCCCUCUGUUUCUUUCACCCUUUCUGCUUCAUCAUCAUCAUCAUCAUCAUCAUCGUCUUCUUCUUCUUCCUCUUCAAGCUCUCUGUUGAGUAAUAUUACAACCCAGGCUCCUCCUCACUCAGCUGCAGCUUUAUAAAAUAUUAAAAAACUAGAGAAAGAGGUGGUGAUGGGGUCUCGAGUUGGUCAAAUUGCUAAGAAGGCAAUGUGGCUGUACCCAAAGGUUUUGGGGUUCAGUCCUCCCGAGAGAUGGGGGCACUCUGCUUGUUACUCUCAUGGGCUUGUUUAUGUUUUCGGGGUAUGGAUGUUGUGGAGGUUUGCACUUUGGUGAUGUUCUCGCACUAAAUCUCAACACAAUGGCUUGGGACACUCUUGCAACCACGGGUCUAGGGCCUGGUCCGAGGGACAGCCACAGUGCUGUUCUUGUGGGGAACAGGAUGAUAGUGUUUGGAGGUACAAAUGGUUCUAAGAAGGUAAAUGAUCUGCAUAUACUCGAUCUUGAAUCGAAAGAAUGGAUGCAGCCUGAUUGUAAAGGUGCUGCUCCUUCUCCUCGCGAAAGUCAUACUGCAACACUUGUUGGCAAAGACAAAUUAGUAAUAUUUGGGGGUAGUGGAGAAGGUGAAGCGAAUUACCUGAAUGAUUUGCACGUUCUAGACCUGAAUACAAUGAACUGGACUUCCCCAACUGUGAAAGGUGAUAUUCCCGUCCCAAGAGACAGUCACAGUGCUGUUGCCAUAAGUAACAAGCUCUUUGUGUAUGGUGGUGAUUGUGGUGAUCGGUAUCAUGGGGAUGUUGAUAUGUUUGACCUGGAUACAUUAGCCUGGUCAAGGCUGGCUGUUCAAGGGCAUUCACCAGGUGUUAGAGCAGGUCAUGCUGCUGUAAAUAUUGGCACAAAGGUGUAUGUCAUUGGAGGGGUUGGAGACAGACAUUACUACAACGAUGUUUGGAUCCUUGAUGUAAGCACUUGUUCAUGGACUUAUCUUGAUAUACGAGGCCAGCAACCUCAAGGGCGUUUCUCUCAUGCUGCUGUUGUUACAGACUCCGAUGUUGCAAUCUAUGGGGGGUGUGGGGAGGAUGAACGUCCUCUCAACGAAUUGUUGAUCCUGCAGCUUGGUGCAGAUCAUCCCAACGGGCGGUACAACAUCUCCAUGUGCAAAAAUUUUGGGAACCAUUGGAACCAAGAGAAGAGAAGGUUUCUAAGAGGAGUGGAGAACAACAUGAAACCGAUGCUUUGGGCCAGCAAUGGAAGAGUAAGCAAGGGACCUCCCGAAUCAGAGUUAGAACCGAAUCAGUCCUUCGGGGUCUUUUCAGAUUCUUCACAUCCAAAGAGGCGAAGGAGCUCCAAUUCAAAGGCACUGGAAGUUGAAUCAGAACAAGAGGAGCAUUCCCUUUCUCUUUCUCAGAAUUCAUCUCCAUCACAAUCUGAUCAGGAACAGGUGACGCCAGUACUCAAAGGCACCGAAUCUGUUGCAGGCAAUCAAGGGUUUCAUUUGUUCAAGCAACUUAAUCAGAUUCCAAGCAGUUGUCAGCCUAAUAAUGCCGCAAACAACCACAAAGAAGCCGGAGAUAUGGUCCUAAGGUGUUCACAUGAUUUACAGUUCUUGGGAGAACACCGAAACCAUCAAAAACAAGAACGAAUUCACCAGACAGUUCAUGCUAGCAGACAAGGAUCCCAGCACCAGGCAGCAGGACAUAAAACUUCUGAAACGGGUCCUGUUCAAAAUCUGAUCGGUGCUGAUGUCCGUGGUAAAGUUGACGGAGCCUUUGACUCAGGAUUCCUAAUGACAGCAACUGUUAACGGGAAGAUUUUUAGAGGAGUCUUAUUUCCACCUGGACCCGGGAUCAUCUCAAGAGCAGCAAUGGUUCCGCAAACUCCAUUUCCAACAACAAGCCAAAUUGCCAUUGCUCAACCAUUUAUGAGCUCGAAUCACAUAGACGUCUUAAAGCCUUCUCGGCAGCAAAUGCCAGUAAGGCUGUCCGUGGUAGAUGUGGGUCAGAGCCACCGGCAAGCUCAAAUCAACAGAGGUUUUCCUGUCAUUAAGGCCACCCCAACUGCAGCCAAAGAACCAAAACUGAGAAGUGAUCUUAGUGGUGUUGUUCUGACACUAGGAGGACCCGGAAGUGGCCAUAUUUGAUCACACACGCACAAAGAAAAAAAAAAAAAAAAAUUACAUUUUUAGCAUCAAGCUUUUGGCCUUUUUGAUUUUCUUGUACAUCUUUGGUUAAAAGUAUCUUCCUCCUAGUUUCUACUCAAUAAAAAUGGUAGCUUGUCUGUCGCUUUAUCUUC
Messenger RNA from Carica papaya (papaya), 2674 nucleotides. Lineage: Eukaryota; Viridiplantae; Streptophyta; Magnoliopsida; Brassicales; Caricaceae. The record is from RefSeq and is a predicted model, not a curated record.